AUGGCUGCCCUCGUCAUCCAACUCUUCUCAUCGAAAGGAUGCGGCGUCGACCUCGUGUUCCUGCAGCUUUCGCGCUUCGAGCCUGCCGAGCGCUCCGAGGACAGCACCGAAGAAGACCGACACUGUGAUCGCAUGAGGCAGCUCGGGGCGUGGUCGUUCUCGAGUGUAGAUUCCUACCACAUGAUCGGAUGGAUGAAGCCGGAGCUUCUGGACGGCAAACCACUGGUUGUCGCCGCGUGGCCCCAGAGUGGGGAGGGCGUGUGGGUGCUCACGGCCCGGGAUAGGGACGAGGCGGCGGAGAAGGGGCUGGGUCGCGUCUGGAACGCGUCCACUAUGGACGAACGGUGUGAGGUGGUGGAGAGUUUGGGUGGGAUAUUCUACAGCGAUCCAACGCUGUGCCCGGCUUGGAAGCUUGUAGAAGACAUGGAGACCUAUUACCCUUACAGGCAUGGUUAA
Molecule: messenger RNA, 456 nt
Organism: Anthostomella pinea
Lineage: Eukaryota; Fungi; Ascomycota; Sordariomycetes; Xylariales; Xylariaceae
Source: the annotation of a GenBank genome assembly